AUGGAAAAUGUGCCCUAUGCAAGAUUGGUAGGGAGCUUAAUGUAUGCUCAGGUAUGCUCAAGACCUGACAUAUCAUUUGCUGUAAAUAUAUUGUCAAGGUAUCAAGAAAAUCCAGGGCAUGAACACUGGGUUACGGGGAAAAAAGUGUUGAGAUAUUUGAAGAGGACCAAAGAUUAUAUGCUGGUUUACAAGAAGAUUGAAGGUCAAGAAUUUGAGAUAAAAGCAUAUGCAGAUGCAUCAUAUAAAUCUGAUAUGGAUGACUUGAAAUCCACUUCAGGUUACAUUUUUAUUUUAGGUGGAGGAGCAGUCUCAUGGAAAACAGCAAAGCAAAGUUUGACAGCAGCUUCAACAUUCCAAGCAGAAUAUAUAGCAAUCUUUGAGGCAACUGGACAUGCAUUAUGGUUGAAGAAUUUUGUGUCUCAAUUGAAAUUGGUUGAAUCUGUUGAAAGACCUAUGACUAUUUACUGCGAUAAUUCAUCCGCAGUGUUCUUUUCAAAGAACAACAAAAGGUCAUCAGGAUCCAAGAAUAUUGAUGUGAAGUAUUUUGCUGUUAGAGAAAGUGUUAGAGAUGGUGAAAUAGAAGUGAUUAAGAUUGGUACAAAGGAUCAAUUGGCAGAUCCUUUAACAAAAGCUUUGCCAGUGUCCAACUUUGUUGAACAUGUCAAAAAUAUGGGAGUUUUGAAAAGUCUAGAUGUUGAAGUGAACUAA
This is a messenger RNA of Rosa chinensis, 708 nucleotides long. Its product is annotated as secreted RxLR effector protein 161-like. Gene Ontology annotation, molecular function: nucleic acid binding. The coding region runs from base 1 to 708 and encodes 235 amino acids. NCBI's taxonomy places the organism in Eukaryota, Viridiplantae, Streptophyta, Magnoliopsida, Rosales, Rosaceae. The transcript has a single exon. The record is from RefSeq and is a predicted model, not a curated record.